AUGCCGGCGGCGAGGCAGCAGCAGCCGCAACGGCAGCCCGCGUGCGCGGCCUGCAAGCACCAGCGGCGGCGGUGCACGGCGGAGUGCCCGCUGGCGCGCUACUUCCCGCACGACCGCCCGGGCCUCUUCCGCAGCGUGCACCGCCUCUUCGGCGUCAGCAACAUCCUCAAGACGCUCCGCCGCGCUGGCCCCGACCGCGCCCGCCGCGACGACGCCAUGCGCGGCCUCGCCUACGAGGCCGCCGCCUGGGACGCCAACCCGGCCGGCGGCUGCCUCCCCGCCAUCGUCGCUCUCGAGAGCCAGCUCCGCCAGGAGUACGGCAUCCUCCGCCGCCUCCAAGCCCAGAUCCACCACUACCGCCGCCGCCUCGAGUCUUCCCCUCCCCUCUCCCUGCCGCCGCCCACCGCAGAUGUACCUCCGGCGCCGACCGAGUGUAGCAACAUGCACUACUUGGACGAGCACAAAUACGUACCAGCAUCGUCAGGAUUAUACGGUAAUGACAACAGUGACGACGGCGUCGUUGCUGCACCGUCCCUGCCGUGGAAGAUGCAGCCGCAGUACUACGAGGGCGCCAUUGCCAACAUGGGUGGCGCCGUCUCGCAAGAAGAAAACCAGUAUCAGUUGUUGCUCGAUCACACUGCUACCGCUGGCGGCCAUCAGCACGAGUAUGACGAGAUCUCGCCCUUCUUGGAACUGGAAGGCAUCCACGCCGACGACCGCCACGUCCGCACGCCACCGGAUGAAUCCAACAGGUUGGUUCAAAUCAACACUGAUCUGAUAAUCAUUUUGUCUUCUCCCCCUUGA
Aegilops tauschii subsp. strangulata is the source of this 804-nucleotide messenger RNA. Its product is annotated as protein ASYMMETRIC LEAVES 2-like. The record is from RefSeq and is a predicted model, not a curated record. NCBI's taxonomy places the organism in Eukaryota, Viridiplantae, Streptophyta, Magnoliopsida, Poales, Poaceae.